CAUGAUCACUCAUCAACAGAUAUCAAUGUCCAUGACGAGAAAUCAGACGAUAUGUCAUCCAACGAUGUCGUCUCAAUACCCGGGCCCAAACAUAUGGUCAUAGCUUUGCUAUCCGGUGGUAAAGAUAGUUGUUUCAACCUUCUUCACUGUCAAGCCAACGGACAUGAAGUUGUGGCCAUAGCUACUUUGAUACCGGAAGAAGGGGUGGACGAACUAGAUUCACAUCUUUAUCAAUCAGUCGGUACACGAUUAAUACCGUUCAUAGCCCAAGCAUCGGGUUUACCUCUCUACACACGCGUGAUCCGCGGGAAAGCUCUGGAGAGAGGGGCGGAGUAUGGUAGUCGUUCUCAUAUCGCAGUCAAUGAAGGGGAGGAGGGGGAUGAGACUGAAGAUCUGUAUGAACUAUUGAGAGAGGUUAUGAUAGCUCAUCCUGAAGCCACGGCUUUGUCCUCUGGAGCCAUAUUAUCCUCAUAUCAACGUCUGAGGAUUGAACAUGUUUGUUCCAGACUUGGUCUAGCAUCACUUGCCUAUUUAUGGCAACAACCCCAGUUAUCCUUAUUGGAUUCGAUGAUCAAAUGUGGGAUGGAAGUUGUAAUCGUUAAAGUGGCCGGAGUGGGUUUAGGGGUAGAUGUUGUGGGUAAGAGGUUAGAAAUGGUAUUACCACUUCUGAAACGACUCGAAAAAGAAUAUGGUUCUCAUCCCGCUGGUGAAGGAGGAGAAUAUGAAACAAUCACUCUUUCUUCCCCUCUGUGGUCACACCGAUUAAAUAUAUUAUCAUCCGAAGUGAUAAUCACCGAUCCUGAACCUUAUCCCGUGGCAUAUCUUCGAGUCGAAACUGCCGAAAUUGAACCCAAGGCCGGUUGGAGUAAACCGAGUGUCAGGGAGUCAAGGAACAUGUUGGGAUUACCUUCUCCUGAAAGUCAUCUUCUGCAAUACAAAUCAGACGAAGAGGAUGAAGAAUCAGAAAUGGCAGAAGGAUCUGUGCUGCUGGGUAGUGAACCUGGUGGAUUGGAUCAACUCUCUAGGUCCAUAUAUCAGGAACGAGAAAACCAAGGAACGCCCAGAGUUCAUUUCGUAAAGAAAGGUCAAUGGUUUGUCUUGUCCAUCCAGGGACGGUCCCUUCCAGGCCAGUCUGUCGAAAUGGAGCUCAAAGAAGCUUUUGAGUCCUUAUCAGUCAAAAUGAAAGAAAAUGGUCUUUCACUUCCUAUUCACGCAACACACAUAACUUUUCUCCUCUCUUCCAUGUCUCUCUUCGUCGCUGCCAAUGCAUUGUACGCUACUUACUUCGGUACAUCUCCUCCUAGUAGGGCAACUGUGGCUGUACCUCUACCACCUGGUCAGAGGGUACGAUUGGAAGUAAUCGGGUUUGAUGACCGUUUCGUUGGAUUUGAGGGGAGACAAGCUUUGCAUGUUCAAAGUUUAAGUUAUUGGGCUCCUGCGAACAUUGGACCAUAUUCACAAGCUGUUAUAGUCAAUUCCCGUGUUCAUCUAGCCGGUCAAAUACCCUUACUCCCAGCUUCCCUCACAAUCCCUAUUCAUCAAUCAUCGCAUUCUCCAUACGCCCUUCAAUCCGUUCUAGCACUCCAACAUGUCCGACGUGUACUCACUCUUUUAAGGGACAAAUCAUCAACCGGAGGAGGAUGGGAAGGAUGGUGCGAGUUAGCGAUAUGUUGGUGGGCUUCAUCACCACCUACCGCCAGUUCUCCCCCGUCAGGUAACCCAGAGAUGAUAGUGGAGAUGGAGGGAGUGGAGGUAAGCUGUAAAGCUUGGGAAAUAUGGGCGAAACAAAUGGAUUGUUGUGAAACCCCUAUCGUCUUCUUACAAGCUUCAGAACUCCCACGUGGGGCCUUGGUAGAAUAUCAAGUAAAUUGGAAUACCGGUCGACGUACUUUCUCACCUCUCAGCCCGAACGAGUCAAACGAAGGAAGUGGGUUUAUCAGAUCUAGUCUAGAUGAUGAUUGUUUGACCCCCGAUCAAGAGUUUGAUGAGGAUGAGAAUAUAGAGAGACUGGAGUCUAAUUACGACCAAGAGACGUUAAGGGGGAAAUGUAGCCACGGGUCGGAUGAACGUAGUAAGUGGGAGAUAUGUAUGUCAGAUCCUAUUGGUGGAGGUAGAGGCGUGUUUUUUCUGGAUGGGACGAUUAGUGAGGAAGUAAGAAGUUUGGUAAGAAAGUUAGGAGGAGUUAGUGUCAGAGUGUAUUAUACGCAUCAGAUCGAUUUGACAACGAUACAAUCGAAACUUCCAGAUAUCUCCAACACGUGUAUCACUUUCAUUCCCGUUUUGAGUAUCCAUGAUCGUCAUCUCAACUUUUAUCCUUUAGCGAUGGAUAUUUUCAUACCAUGAUUAAAUACAAUGAUUGAAAUGCAUAUCUCCAUCUCU
Molecule: messenger RNA, 2379 nt
Organism: Tremella mesenterica DSM 1558
Lineage: Eukaryota; Fungi; Basidiomycota; Tremellomycetes; Tremellales; Tremellaceae
Exons: 9
Coding region: 52-2343 (763 amino acids)
Biological process (GO): protein histidyl modification to diphthamide
Molecular function (GO): diphthine-ammonia ligase activity
Source: RefSeq, a predicted model, not a curated record